AUGGAUACUCUGAAAACAAAGAUUAUCUCUCAGAUCACAGUGAUACUGAUAAAGAUUUUAGAUCGAAGAUAUCUAAUGACAGUAAAAAAUUUAGAGAAAAAAUUAAGAUAUGUGCCAUCAGAAGAUAAUCCAGCUGAUAUGGGAUUAAGGAGAUGUACUCCAAAUGAAUUAAAGACUAAUGACCUCCGGUGGUCAAGUCCAGAUUGCAAAUAUAAACCCUCUAAAGUAAAAGGUAGAAGAGAAAAAAUUAAUGCAUUUUUAAAUUACAUAAAUCAAUCUAUAAAAGAGGAAGUUAACCGUUUAUUUGAUUUAAAACCAAUUGAUGCAGAUAAUUCUACUUAUAAAAAAGUUAUUAUUUUUAAAGCAGAGAUUGCUUUAUUUCCUUGUUUUACUACUAGAGCAAUACAUUUAGAACUAGCUGAAGAUCUAACUACUCCAACUUUAGAACAUAUCAUCCAAAGAUUUAUUGCAGUCAAAGGCAAACCUGAAAGUAUCACUUCAAAUAAUGCUCCUCAAUUCAUUGCAUUAGCUAAGAAUUACAAUAUUAAAUGA
Messenger RNA from Enterobius vermicularis (human pinworm), 552 nucleotides. The record is from the annotation of a GenBank genome assembly. NCBI's taxonomy places the organism in Eukaryota, Metazoa, Nematoda, Chromadorea, Rhabditida, Oxyuridae.